Molecule: messenger RNA, 7365 nt
Organism: Williopsis jadinii
Lineage: Eukaryota; Fungi; Ascomycota; Saccharomycetes; Phaffomycetales; Wickerhamomycetaceae
Gene: TOR1
Product: phosphatidylinositol kinase-related protein kinase TOR1
Exons: 1
Coding region: 242-7285 (2347 amino acids)
Biological process (GO): negative regulation of macroautophagy; protein phosphorylation; TOR signaling
Cellular component (GO): TORC1 complex; nucleus; TORC2 complex
Molecular function (GO): protein-containing complex binding; protein binding; protein serine/threonine kinase activity
Source: RefSeq, a predicted model, not a curated record
CCCCCACGAUCACUGCCUGCUGCGUGUGCCUUGCCCUCCGUGUAAAAAGGCCUGUCCUCGGAAUGUGCCCAGGGGCACUGCGUGCCCCCCCCCCUCGGAACUCCCCGCCAGCCGAUAAACAAAAACUAAGGAGCCGCCCAAAGGGGAACCACAAGACUCAGCGGCAGCGACACAAAGGCACGGAACCCGCUCCAGGAGGAAGGGAACAACAACAACAACAACAACAACAUCAACGAGCACGAUGUCACAGCCCACUGACUCCUUCGCUCUACAACACAUCUUCCAGCAGCUGAAGUCGCCGUCGCCGACGGAGCGCCUGGCCGCUGUCGCGGAGUUCAAGUCUCAGCUCACCACGACGGCCAGGGAAGUAUCGCCAGAGCAGUUCACGAGGUACAACAACGAGAUCAACAACAAGAUCUUCGAGCUGGUGCACGGCACGGACCCUUCUGAGAACAUUGGCGGUAUCUUGGCUGUUGACACGCUGAUCGAUUUCUUUGGCGGUGAGGACUUGCCGUCGCAGACGUCGAGAUUGGCGAACUACCUGCGGUUCCUGAUACCUUCCCAGGACGUUGAGAUCAUGAAGCUGGCGGCGAAGACGCUUGGUAAGCUUGCGAUUCCUGGCGGGUCGCUGACGAGCGACUUUGUUGAUUACGAGACGAGGAACGCGAUAGAGCUGUUACAGACGGAGAAGAACGAGUCCAAGCGCCACGCUGCGGUGUUGGUGAUUGCGGCGAUUGCCGAGAACUCACCAACGUUGUUCUACACGUAUGUGAAUACCAUUCUGGAGAACAUCUGGUCUGCACUGAGAGACCCAAAGCUGGUGAUACGAAUCGACGCCGCGCAGGCGCUCGAGAGGUGCCUGGAUGUUGUGUACGAAAGAGAUCUCAACCUGAAGAAGAACUGGUUCAACAAGCUGAUCGACGGCGCAUCGCAAGGUUUCAAGAUGAACACGUCGGAGUCGAUCCACGGCUCGCUGUUGGUGUUUAAGGAGCUCGUUAAAAAGGGUGGUAUGUUCAUCCAGGACAAGUACGAUGCUCUCUUUGAAACAACGUUCAAAUACAGGGAACACAAGUACAACAUCAUAAGACAGGAGGUGGCACAUAUCAUACCGUUAUUAGCUGCUUAUAACUCUCAAAAGUUUGUGGAAAAAUACCUGCACCGUACAAUGAUCUUUUACCUGUCACAGUUGAAAGAGGAGUCGGAGCGUUCUGCAAUACUCAUCUCCAUUGGUGACAUCAGUUUCCAGGUUGAAGGCCAAAUAACAACUUACUUGGACGCCAUUUUGGAUAACAUCCGUGAAGGGCUACAUUCAAGGUCAAGAACAAGAAGAGAUAUCGAACCUGCUAUCUUUUACUGCAUUGAUAAGCUAUCCUACGCUGUGGGACCUGCAUUGACAAAGCACCUCCAAAGGGACAUUCUUGAUUUACUCCUCUCCUGUUCUUUGAGUGAUCAUAUGCGUGAGUGUUUAUUGACGUUAUCCCAAAGAAUACCGCCUUUAGAACCGGUUAUCAACAAAAAGACUUUGAAUCUGUUGAGUUUCUGCCUAUCGGGUUAUUCCUUUGCACAACCCGGUUCACCAAAUUCACCAAAACGAAUGAGUUCACAACUAGCACUUCAAUUUAGAGAGUCACACUUUUCACGCAAUGGUACUUAUAACGACGACGUCAUUAUUAUUCAGGCAUUGAAGAUGUUGGGGUUUUUCAAUUUUAGAAAUGAAUCCCUCUUCGAGUUUGUGAGAUAUUGUACAAUCACAUACAUUGAACAUGAGAAUCGUGAAGUGCGUAAAAUGGCUGCUCUAACCUCUUGUGACUUACUACUGAAGGACUCUGUUUGCUUUCAAACUUCAAGUUAUGCGUUAAACGCUGUGUCCGAAAUUUUAGACAAACUGAUCACAAUUGCCAUUACAGACCCUGUGGCAGAUAUCAGAUUGGCAGUGUUGACUUCACUGGGUAAAAAUUUUGACCCUCAACUAUCGCAAGCUGACAAUGUAAGGCUCUUAUUCAUGGCACUUAAUGAUGAGGUGUUUGCCAUUCAAAAAGUUGCGAUCCAAAUUAUUGGUCGCUUGUCAACGAUAAACCCAGCUUAUAUCGUUCCAUUUUUGAGAAAGACAUUGAUUCAACUCUUAACCAAGUUGGAGUAUUCCACUGCAAGCAGAAAGAAGGAAGAAUCCGCCAUUUUGCUUUCUCUUUUGAUUAGUUCUUCAAAGAGCAUUGCAAAACCCUAUACAAAGCCAAUAAUCGACGUCUUGUUACCAAAAUCAAGAGAUAAAUCUGCAUCUGUGGCUUCGUCAUCCAUUGCUGCUCUAGGUGAGCUAUCUGUUGUUGCAGGUGAAGAUAUUAAGCCAUUCAUUCCCGAUUUGAUGCCGUUGAUUCUUGAGACUUUCCAAGAUCAGAGCUCCUCUUUCAAACGUGAUGCCGCUUUGAAGACUUUAGGUCAGUUGGCAGGUUCUUCCGGUUAUGUUAUCCAACCUUUGUUGGACUACCCUCAAUUACUCAGUGUCAUUAUCAAUAUUCUGAAAUCAGAGAAUUCUCCAACUAUCAGACGUGAAACAGUGAGAUUGUUAGGUAUUUUGGGUGCUUUGGACCCUUACAAGCACAAAGAAGUUGAAAGAACAUCAAAGAACAUCACAGUUGAAGGUCCACCCACAGAUGUUGCCUUGUUGAUGCAAGGUAUGAGUCCAUCAAAUGAGGAGUAUUACCCAACCGUGGUUAUCAACACGUUAAUGAAAAUCUUGAAAGAUACAUCUCUUGCUGCAUAUCACUCCUCGUGUAUUCAAACUAUUGUUCUGAUCUUCAAAACUAUUACUAUCACUUGUCUGAAGUUUACUGGUUCGACCAUUUCUGCCAUCAUCAAUGUUAUGCAUACAUGUCCGCCAUCAAUGCUGGAGUUCUACUUCCAACAGUUGAGUGCAUUGAUAGGUAUUGUGAAACAGCAUAUCAGGCCGCAUUUGGCUGACGUUUUCGAUGUCAUUAAGGAAUUUUUCCAUCUCGCAAACUUACAGGUUACUAUUGUAUCCUUGAUUGAGUCAAUUGCUAAGGCGUUAGGAGGCGAAUUCAAGUUUCAUCUUCCACCUGUUCUUCCAUUACUGCUGGAUGCUCUGGGAAAUGAAAAACAGCCAAAUGUUUCUCUGAGGGUACUAAAGGCAUUUGUUGUAUUUGGUUCUAACAUUGAGGACUACAUCCAUCUCAUAGUUCCUAAUGUCGUGAGGUUGUUCGAAUAUGGUCCUCAGAAUGUUCGUAAAUCUGCAAUCACUACAGUUGGAAGGCUCUCAAGAAAUGUUAACCUCAAUGAUAUGUCCUCAAGAAUCGUACACAGCUUACUCAGAGUUUUAGGGACUCACCAAAACGAUGAGUUGACGCGUGCUUCAAUGAACACGUUGAGUCUUAUGUUGCUCCAGAUGGGUACAGAAUUCAGUGUUUUCAUUCCCGUUAUCAACAAGGUUCUUGUGAAGAACAAAAUUCAAUCACAAACUUAUGAUCAAUUAGUUAACAAGUUGCUGAACGAUGAGCCGUUACCUCAUAAUUUGAUUCUUGACAAAGAAGCCGAUGCCAAUGAUUCUGCUGAUCCAAUCGAACAGCCGUCAAAGAAAUUGCCAGUGAACCAACAGGUCUUGAAAAAUGCAUGGCAAUGUUCUCAGUGUCGUACCAAGGAAGAUUGGCAAGAGUGGAACAGACGCUUGAGUGUUCAGUUGUUAAAAGAGUCUCCUUCGCAUGCAUUAAGAGCUUGUUCUGCACUUGCUAGUAGUUACUAUCCCCUGGCGAGAGAUCUUUUCAAUGCCAGUUUUGCGAGUUGUUGGAGUGAACUCUACACUCAGCAUCAGGAAGAGUUGGUACAGUCACUUUGUACUGCCCUUUCCUCUCCAAACAAUCCACCUGAGAUCUAUCAGACUUUGUUGAACUUGGCUGAGUUUAUGGAACACGACGACAAGCCACUCCCUAUCCAUAUUUCAACAUUGGGUCAAUACGCCCAAAGAUGUCAUGCUUAUGCCAAGGCCCUACAUUAUAAGGAACUUGAAUUCAGUCAGGAACCAUCAACGCCAACUAUUGAGGCCUUGAUCUCGAUCAAUAAUCAAUUACAGCAAUCUGAUGCCGCUAUCGGUAUUCUUAAACAUGCCCAGCAGCACCAUGAUCUUCAACUCAAGGAAACUUGGUAUGAGAAACUACAACGUUGGGAAGAUGCUCUCAAAGCGUAUAACGAUCGUCACGAGGAUAGUAUUGAGACCACCAUGGGUAAGAUGCGUUGUUUACAUGCUCUUGGUGAAUGGGAUCAACUCUCCCAACUGGCCCAGGAGAAAUGGACAAACUCAUCUACUGAUAUCAAAAGAGCUGUUGCUCCUUUGGCUGCUGCUGCCGCAUGGGGUUUAGGACAAUGGGAGAGAAUGGACACUUAUAUCACUGUCAUGAAACCAGAAUCACCAGACAGGGCUUUCUUCAAUGCGAUCUUAUGUCUUCAUAGAAAUAACUUUGAUGAAGCUUCUCGUCAUAUCAUCAAAGCCAGAGAUCUGUUGGUUACUGAGAUCACUGCUCUUGUGAGUGAAAGUUAUAGCCGUGCAUACGGUGUUGUCGUGAGAGUCCAAAUGCUUGCAGAACUGGAAGAGAUUAUCAAGUAUAAGAAUUUACCACAAUCGUCGGAAACUCGUGUGGUCAUGAGAAAGACGUGGAAUGCAAGAUUGAUGGGUUGUCAACGUAAUGUUGAUAUUUGGCAAAGAAUGCUGAAGGUCCGCACGCUUGUUAUCAAGCCAAAACAAGAUAUGGACAUGUGGAUUAAGUUUGCAAAUUUGUGCAGAAAAUCUGGCCGUCUUGGUCUUGCUGAAAAGGCUCUGAACUCGUUACUGGAAGAAGGUGAGGACCCAAAUACAUCUAGAGCUCCACCACAGGUUGUUUAUGCUCAGCUGAAGUAUAUGUGGGCCACUGGGUCUAGGAAAGAGGCGCUUGGACAUUUGAUCGAUUUCACUUCAAGAAUGUCUCAUGACUUGGGUUUGAAUCCAGACGAUUUAAUCACACAGCCAUUGCCAUCCCAUAGUAAUAUUAAGAACGUUGAGGAGUAUACCAAACUACUGGCGAGAUGUUUCUUAAAACAAGGUGAAUGGCAAGUUCAGCUACAGAACAAUUGGAGAACCGAAAAUGCUGACACAAUCUUGGGCUCUUUCUUGUUGGCGACCCAUUUCGACAGUCAAUGGUAUAAAGCAUGGCACAAUUGGGCAUUGGCAAACUUUGAGGUUAUUUCGCUCUUAACUUCAAAGUCCUCAAUUAGUGAGACUUCGCCAAGUGCUGCUACUGAUGAAGUUGAAUCUCAAUAUCCUCCAGGUUUAAUUCAACAACACGUUAUCCCAGCUAUCAAGGGUUUCUUCCAUUCUAUUGCAUUAUCAGAUGCCAAUCCCUUGCAAGAUACCUUGAGGUUGUUAACACUCUGGUUUACCUUUGGUGGUGUUACAGAAGCUGCUCAGGCGAUGGCUGAAGGCUUCAGUAUGGUCAAAAUCGAUACCUGGCUAGAAGUUAUACCUCAAUUGAUUUCUCGUAUCCAUCAGCCUAACCAGACUGUGAGCAGAUCUCUUCAUGGAUUGUUAUCUGAUUUAGGUAAGGCACAUCCUCAGGCUCUUGUGUAUACCUUGGCGGUUGCUGUUAAGUCUGAUUCUGUUUCUAGACAAAGGGCUGCAUCUACAAUUAUCGAUAAGAUGAGGAUACACAGUCCCGAUUUGAUUGAGCAGAGCGAGUUGGUGAGUAAUGAAUUGAUUAGAGUUGCAGUUCUAUGGCACGAAUUGUGGUAUGAGGGAUUAGAAGAUGCCUCCAGAUUAUUCUUCGGUGAGCACAACACUGAAAAGAUGUAUGCUGUGUUGGAACCUUUACACAGAAUGCUUGAACGUGGUCCUGAGACUUUAAGAGAAGUUUCUUUCCAAAAUACGUUUGGACGUGAAUUAAGCAAUGCCUUUGAAUGGGUGUUGAGUUAUAGACGUACCAAUGAUAUCUCAAAGUUGAACCAAGCUUGGGAUAUUUAUUACAAUGUCUUCCGUCGUAUCAACAGACAAUUGCCUCAGUUACAAACUUUGGAAUUACAAUACGUGUCUCCAAAGCUAUUACAUGCACAUGACUUGAAACUUGCUGCCCCUGGUACUUACCAACCUGGUAAGCCAGUCGUUAGAAUUAUGAACUUUGAGCCUGUUUUAACUGUCAUCUCUUCGAAGCAAAGACCACGUCGUAUUGGAAUUAAGGGUAGCGACGGUAAGGAAUACUACUAUUUGUUGAAAGGUCAUGAAGAUAUUCGUCAGGAUAAUUUGGUUAUGCAACUGUUUGGAUUGUGUAAUACGUUACUUCUUAAUGAUCCAGAAUGUUUCAAGAGACAUUUGAACAUUCAACAAUUCCCUGCAAUUCCUCUUUCUCCGAAAUCGGGUCUCCUUGGAUGGGUUCCAAAUUCUGAUACUUUCCAUGUCUUGAUCCGUGAAUACCGUGAAUCCAGAAACAUCAUUCUGAACGUUGAACAUCGUAUCAUGUUGCAAAUGGCACCAGAUUAUGACAAUUUGACACUGUUGCAAAAAGUUGAAGUUUUCACAUACGCCUUGGAUAACACGAGGGGACAAGAUUUGUACAAAGUUUUAUGGCUUAAAUCUAGAUCAUCUGAAUCUUGGUUGGACAGAAGAACCACGUACACAAGAUCUCUUGCCGUUAUGAGUAUGGUUGGUUACAUCUUGGGUCUUGGUGAUAGACAUCCUUCGAAUUUGAUGUUGGAUCGUAUCACUGGUAAAGUCAUCCAUAUCGAUUUCGGUGAUUGUUUCGAAGCUGCCAUCUUACGUGAGAAAUACCCUGAAAAGGUUCCCUUCAGAUUGACACGUAUGUUGACCUAUGCCAUGGAGGUUAGUGGAAUCGAAGGCUCUUUCCGUAUCACAUGUGAACACGUCAUGACAGUUUUACGUGAUAAUAAGGAAUCGCUUAUGGCCAUCCUGGAAGCAUUUGCGUAUGAUCCAUUGAUCAACUGGGGGUUCGAUUUACCAACACAGGCCAUUGUUGAUGCUACCGGUAUCAAAUUACAACACGUUAACACUGCAGACCUUUUGCGCCGUGGUCAGAUAGAUGAAGCGGAGGCAACAAGAUUGGAGAUGCAACAGAAAGUUGAGAUUCGUAACGCUAGAGCCUCGUUGGUUCUGAAACGUAUCACUGAUAAGCUUACUGGAAACGAUUUCCGGAGGUUUAAGGAGUUGAACGUUCCGUGUCAAGUUGAUAAGCUGAUUCAGCAGGCAACAUCAGUGGAGAACCUAUGCCAACAUUACAUCGGAUGGUGCUCCUUCUGGUGACGUAUUUAUUGAUCUGUGUUGAGUGAUAUAACACAUUGAGCAAAUAAAAAGUACUGUUUUAUACACCAUAGUGGUAGAAU